Molecule: messenger RNA, 1032 nt
Organism: Symbiodinium natans
Lineage: Eukaryota; Dinophyceae; Suessiales; Symbiodiniaceae
Source: the annotation of a GenBank genome assembly
AUGUUUGUGGCAAGAAGCCGGGCAGCAUGGUGUCCACUGGCUCGUGCGUUUCGGCCUGCCCUCCAAAACGGCUGCCACUUUCCAAUCCGCCAGGCUCCCAACGCUCCCAAUGCUCCGAAUGCGCUGAGAUCGGAGCCGCAUCGGUCGUUCAGCUCGGCAUGGCUAGUGUCGCAGAGUGCUAGCUGGCGACUCAGCCUGCGCACUCCAGCGACAAAUGCCAGACUAUGCUCUCAAAGGCCGUUCGCUUCAGUACACGACAUCCUCGCCAAUGGAGAUAUUCCUUUUCCGCGUGUUCGGGUGGUGGAUGAUUCCGGUUUAGUCGGAGACUAUUUCUUGGGAGAGGCUUUGGCCUUGGCGAAGCAGCGCCGGACAGACCUUGUUGUCUUGUCAGGGCAGGUGGAGCCCCCGCUCUGCCGCCUUGUGAACCUGCAUGUUUAUAUCGAUGAGGUCGAACGCCAAGCAGCCUCCAAGGAGCAGCAAAAGCGUGAGCAACGACUUCGGGAGUUCAGCUUCGACCCAGCGAUGCGAGUCAAAGGAAUGCGCUUCACUUCCCUGAUCGAUGAACACGACUUUGAGAGAAAACUCAAUCAAGUUCGAAAGUUUCUGGAAAAGGGCCACAGGGUGGAGGCUCGCAUUCUUCAGAGCCGUGGCAAGCCUGAAGAUGUCCUGGACAUAGCGCUGCGUAUCAUCGCUGAAAUACGCGACUUGGCCAAGCCCGAAUAUUUCGAGGAAAGUAUCCGCGAGCUCCAGAUGGCCAUCCACUCGCCCAAAAGUCUCAAGCGUGCCGGGCGCGCUCCACCCGACGAGCUGAGAAUGCGACUCUGGCCCUGCACUCCCGCCCAGGCCGCAGCCUUCCAGCUACCUGCUCACAUCAUCGGCCCACGACGACGCCGAGGAGCAGCGAUUGUUGGAGUCGAUGACGGGCCGCAAGACGAGUUUGCCUGGAAACUCAACCGAAGGCCUCGGCCACCACAUAGUUACCAAGAUCGGAGAAGCAACCUUCGAAGCCGGGCUCUGGAAUCAGACGACUGA